Messenger RNA from Pelagomonas calceolata, 2319 nucleotides. The record is from the annotation of a GenBank genome assembly. Lineage: Eukaryota; Pelagophyceae; Pelagomonadales; Pelagomonadaceae.
GCACUAACGGCCUUGCUCGAAAUGCGUCAUCGAAGAAGGCGCCGACGUGGAAGGCGUGAUGAAAUCCUGUUCUGUGCAACUGAUUGCAAGCGCUGGCACAGUGUCAUGCAUGUCAUGUCAUCAUGGUAUUUCUAAUAUCUUUUCAGGUAUGAGUGUAUAAUUGAAACCGCGCAACAUCUUGGAUGGCGCAUUGUAAGUGGGCGUGAGAAAGACCAGAAGAAAAGCGUGACACCUGAAAAUUCGGAAAGUGAGAUUUGUAACGUGUACUGGAUUGACAUAUCAAAUAUCGCCGAGAGAAUGAGCAAACUGCGACCAUGGCAGCGAAUAAACCACUUCCCGGGGAUGAGCAAUAUUGCACGCAAAAACAGACUGGCUCAAAAUCUCGAAAAAAUGCGGCGUGGAUUUCAAAAGGAGUACAAUUUCUACCCUCGAACUUGGGUUCUUCCUCUCGAACUGGCCGAUUUCCGAGCACAAUUUGAUUCGAAUGGACGAUCAUCGCAAUUUUAUAUCAUCAAGCCAGACUCUGGAUGCCAGGGUCGUGGUAUAUUCUUAACACAGAACUUUGAAAGUAUAUCGCCAUUAGAGCAGGUUGUGGCUCAACACUACAUACGAAAGCCAUUCUUAAUUGACGGAUUUAAAUUUGACUUGCGUUUAUACGUGCUUGUAACUAGCUGCAAACCGCUUCGCGUCUAUCUUUUCAGGGAUGGACUCGUCAGGCUAUGCACACAGAAAUAUUUAAAACCAAAUCCUGGUAAUGUUGCUAUGCGCUGCAUGCACCUUACUAAUUAUGCAAUCAAUAGACAUAGCGAGAACUUCCAAGGUAACGAAACCUUAGGGGCUUGCGAUAUUGGAUCAAAGCGUUCAUUGCGAUGGUUUAUGGAUUUCCUUGCCAAUGAGAAGGGGCAGAGAAGAUCGGAUGCCCUGUGGAGUCGCAUGGGGGCAAUGGUCGUCAAAGUGAUAUUAUCAAUCUUACCGACCCUGGUACGAGAAUAUGAAUCAACUUUUAAUAAAGGUAUCAGAAGUGAGCCAAAGCAAACUUACAAUUCAACUAGCUGUGAGAAUCAGCUAGAUCACCAUCCACAAACUAUUGAAGGAUCACAGUGUUUUGAGGUUUUGGGUGUUGAUGUUAUCAUUGAUCAAGCCCUUAAACCAUGGCUCGUUGAAGUUAAUCACCUUCCAUCGUUUGCUACUGACUCACCGCUUGAUUCAGACAUCAAAGCACGAGUCAUUGAGCAAACCAUGUCGAUUGUCCGAGCAAAAGCCAGUGACCGCUAUACUUAUGAGAGAGAAGAGCGCUCCAAAGCUGAGGCACGGUUGUACAGCAACCAGUUUGCUACAAACAAUUUGAUCUUGGCACAAGAAACUCAAGCAUCUAAAGUUGCGUGUCGUAUAGAGGUUAUACUAGAACGCCACGCCCCAGAGAAACUGGGCAAAAUAAAUGCCCUCCUUCGCAAAUAUACAGGAAGGGAGGUCAAGCUACUUCAUCUCAUCGAACAAAAAUAUCUAGAGAAAAAAACGAGACAACUGCCAACCAAUCUCCAGGAGUUUCGGCAGCAUUAUGUAGGAAGCGAGGAGCACACUAGCCCGAAUCUCACGGGGACUAAUAAACAGCCGUUUGAGCUAUUAAAUGAAGAUAAAUUGCCUGUUGCCAGUUGCUCCGAGACCGAUAGUGGUGUCGAACUCGAAGACAGACUGCUUGUUGACUUUGAACGAAUUUAUCCUGUGCCGCUGGCAGCAAGGAUGCACAGCGAUCACACCCCCAACUACCGAGCUUUGAAGAAAUUCGUUUUCGAGCAGGAUGAAAAGAGGAUGAGGCGCAUGUCGUGCCCACUUCGCCAGACUCGUAGAUCAACACUGGAUUCCCCAGCGGCCCUACCUCCAUUGCAUCGAGAUUUGAAAGACGCAAUAGAGCAGAAAGUCCCUUGGGGAGAACCUCCUCGUUGCAAUGGCGUAGAGAAAUCCCCUAUUCCACGAAAGCCACUCCCAAUGCCAGGAGAGAAGCAACUUCUUGCUGCUGAUAGACUGACAAGGGGGUUUUCUUCCCGGCAGCAAGUCUCUGCGCCGUGCUCAUUGGUGACAGGUGAUCAUACGGAUCUGAAAGCCACUCAGGACUAUGCUCAAAGAGUUGCAAGCACAGUAGCACAUGCCAAAAAAUGGCGCCGCAGGAUGGACGACUCGCGAAAGCGGCAAAAUUGCCAGCAGGUUGCUCUACAGCCACGAACUUUUGUGUUUGCACGCACUUCAGACACUCUGCGUGAUCCUCACCUUCAUAUUACCAAUUCAGGCACUGGGCUUAAAGACACAGCCACACACAAGUGA